CCGGCCACGCGUUGCUGUGGCUUUUCGUAAUCUUUUGUUCGCCAGGUGGAAUAGCACUGAAUAGCCUUGCAGGCUGAAAGCCUGGCCGCUUUCUUUAUAUGGGAAUCCUUGUUUGGUGAGCUGGAAUACAAUGAGUAGUCUUGGUGCAGCAGGUAUGAAUGCUGUUAUUAGUCACCUUGAUUAGAUUUUAAUGCCUUGUAAUCUGAAAGGCGGUCUGCUUCCUGGGUGGGGUAAUCAUUUUUUGGGAGGUGUUAGCUGGCCCUAAUUGUUUCCUGCCUUGUAGCUUCAAACCCUGGCUGAUUCCUGCCUGGUGGAAUCCUUUUUUGGGAGGUAUUAGCUGGCCCUGAUUGUUUCCUGCCUUGUAGCUUCAAGCCCUGGCUGAUUCCUGCCUGGUGGAAUCCUUUGUUGGGAGGUAUUAGCUGGCCCUGAUUGUUUCCUGCCUUGUAGGUUUGAAGCCUGGGUGAUUCCUGGCUGGGCUAAUGCUGUGUUGGGAAGUGUGAGCGAGGCAGUGUGUGUCCUUUUUGUCCCCUCCCGUCGAAAGGGCCAGGAGGCCCACAGUUUGGGUGGGCAGUUUGGUCUCUAUCCGACUCCCCCUCUCCCCAGGGUGGUGAGGGGCGGCGCAGGAAGAGGGGUGCGAGCUGCCGCCCUUUUCAGCACGGUGUUUUCUGAGGCCUCAGGUGGCCACCUGGCCCUUUUUCACUCCCCCCUCCCCCGGGUCACUUGGGAGGCCACUUGGGUUUGUGGAGUAGUGUGGCGAUUGCGGGAAUAGCGAGUCGCCGGUGUGCCUGUGGGCUCUUAAUCUCCGGGUGGUGUGGGGCGUGCUCCUUCUCGGGGUUUGGCGGACGAGUGAUGGCGGCGGUGCGGGAAGAAGUGACCGAGGAGCCCCGCGGCCUCCCCCCCCCCCCCCCGCAUCCAGAGGGCCAGGAGGCCCAGAGUUUGACUAUCCAGUUUGGUCUCCAGUCGGCUUCCCCCUCCCACAGGGUGGUGAGGGGUGAGCCAGGAGAGGCAACUGGGAGGCUUGAGCCCAUGUUGGGCCGGCACAGCACCCUGCAGGCCUGUUGCCACCGGCAGUGCGAGGGCUACCCCGGCAUCAAGGUCCAGGACCUCAGUAGCUCCUUCCGCAAUAGGCUCGUCUUCUGCGCCAUCGUCCACCACCACCGGCUCGACUUGCUGGGCGGAAGAAACAGAGAACGUCUCUGGCUGAGGCUGACAUGGAUGGGGUUGUCAGCCAUAAUAGGAAGGUGGGCGCUGAUCAGCAAGCUUUGCUCAAGUUGUCAAGAGCUAAUCAAGUCCCUUGGGGAAACAGCACCGUUCAGGUCUAUGUUGGUGACAAGGAAAGAGAUUAUGGAAAAGGGGAAUGGGCAAGAGAGAAAAACUCUCUUAGUAGGAUUACAGAAAGCUAACUUUGGUAUAUGCUUGUGGACCAUUGCAGUGACUUCUUCCAAGAAAGAGAUGUGGCGCUUUUGA
Molecule: messenger RNA, 1467 nt
Organism: Anolis carolinensis (green anole)
Lineage: Eukaryota; Metazoa; Chordata; Lepidosauria; Squamata; Anolidae
Exons: 2
Coding region: 850-1467 (205 amino acids)
Source: RefSeq, a predicted model, not a curated record